Closterium sp. Naga37s-1 is the source of this 4557-nucleotide messenger RNA. NCBI's taxonomy places the organism in Eukaryota, Viridiplantae, Streptophyta, Zygnematophyceae, Desmidiales, Closteriaceae. The record is from the annotation of a GenBank genome assembly.
AUGCGAUUCCUCUGCGGCGUUCCCUGCAUGGACGCUGUCGUCGACGACGACGUGUGCGACAACGCGCGACUGGCAACACCAGACACUACCGCGGCGGUCCUCCGCAAGUCCGCGCAAGCGGAAGGAGCUGCGCAACACGGGGAAGGAAUCCUCCCCAGGCUGCCUGUCCCCAGGCUCGGCAGCGGAAGCCCCGCGGGGCGUCGGGGGAGCGGCGGCGUAUGCCAAGCCGCGGGCGCUGCUGCGCCUUCCGCCAACGGCACCGCCGGCGGAAGCCACGUGGCAGCUGGUCGCGCAAGCCGCAGCAGGCACGGCAGCGGAAGCGGCGGAGGGAGCGGGAGUAGCGGGGGGCUGGACGAGUGGGUGGGGGAGAGGAGCGAGCGGUGGUUGGGCUCCAACGGCUCUCACGCGGGAAACGCGGCGGAAUCGGCGGGAGAAUCGACAGACGAGGACGACGCGAGCGACAGCGGGAUCAUGUUCGCUGGGGCCAAAGCGGAGCUCGCUGAGCGCAUUUGGCGGCGGCAAGUGCGGGGAGCAAUGAGUAAGGAAGGUGCGGGAAGGGAGGGGGAAGCGGAGGAGGGGACGCGAAGGGACGAGGGCGCAAGAGAUGAGGGGCGCGGGAACGAUGCGCGCGCAGGGGAGCGGGAGCGUCGGGGGGAGGAGGUGGAGAUGAUUCGACUGUUGAAGGAGCGGAAAGAGCGGCAGCAGCAGCGCCAGCAGCAGCAACAGCAGCUGCAGCGGCAGAAGCGGCAAGGCCUCUAUCCGGAAACGGGUGGCAUGGGCACAGAAUGCGGCAGCUCGGCGAAACACUAUAUCGAGGACACGACUCGCCGAUUAGCGGAGCACGAGGAUAGGGGGGACGAGGAUGGGAGGGGAAGGGGGCAUGGAGAUGGGGGGGAUGUGGGAAGCGGGACGAGCGGCGGGCGGAACUAUUGGCGGGAAGUGGUGCGCCAAGGCUGCGCUGAGCGCGGGGAACACGGCGGGAUGGCGCAAGCGGAGGCGCGGAAACAGAUGGCGGAACCCGCGCAGAGGAUGGCGGAAGCGCAGGGGAGGGGACAAGCGGGAGUGGAGUCACGGGGGGCGGAGGCGGAGGGUAACACCUGCGACAGUGCGAGGGACAGUGAAGAGAGUGCUUUUAGCGAGGAUAGCUGGGAGAGGAGCGGGGAAGAACGCGCGAGGGAAGAACUUGGGGGAGUCGACGCGCGCGGGGAGGGGGAGAGACGGGGUGGCGCAGGAGAAGAAGCGGAAGAAGACGUAGACGCGCUAGAAGAUGAUUCGUCACCCGUUAAGAAGCUGUGGCAGGGGCUUAUGGGUUCAACGGGUGCUGGUGACACCACAGUUGGAAGUACUAGUGGUGCUAAUGCUGAUUGUACUGUACCUGGUCUUAGCGGCGCUGCUGUGUCUGCCGCUGCUGGCGGCGGCGGUAGCAGCGUCGUGUGCGGUGGGGGACAGGGGGGCAUGACGCCUAGGCGACGCGCGAAGAUGAUUCGACUGCUGGAGGAGGUGAGGGAGGAGGAGGGGGAGGGGGAUGAGGCGGAGAGAGAGGAGGGGAAGAGGGAGGAUGAGGGGGAGAGGGAGAAGGAAGGGGGGGAGAGGGAGGAGAAGAGGCAGAAAGGGUUGGGGAAUGAGAUGAUGAGUCCUGGUAAAGGGGUGGGUUGGCAGGGGGCGAACAUGGAAGAAGUGGGAGAAGGAGGAGGAGAAAGCGGGGAGGAGAGGGAGACUGGGUUUGACGAGAGGGAGAUGGGUUUUGAGGAAUCGCUUGGUGUGUGGAGAGCGAGAGAGGAGGCAUCGUGGCGCGAGAGGGUGGCGGGGUGGGAGGAGCGGAGAGGGGGCGAGGCAUGGGCGGAGGAGGAUGAUGGGGACGAGGGAGAAGGGGAUGGAGAGGGGGAGGGGGAAGGGUCAGAGCUUGUGAGAGAGGGACGAGAGGAGCAAGGGGAGUCGGUUGGAAGGGGUGGGGUGGUGGAACAGAGCUUGCAGUGGUUGGGUUCGGUUCUACAAGAGGAGGAGGGAGGAGGGAUGGAGAGAAGCAGAGGAGAGAACGACAGAGGGCUGGCAGUACAGUACGAGCUUACAGCACAGCAUGACUUAACAGCACAGCAAGAGCAUUCACUCACGUCCUCCUAUGAAACGCCAGUGGUGCAGUCAGGUGCAGAGGUAGCUGGAGCAGUUGUGUGGGCUGCAACGGAGAGUGACAGAGUGGAAGGUGGUGAGAGAGGGAGAGGUGGAGGGGAGCAGCAGGGGCGGAGAGGCGGUGAGGAGGCAGGGCGGGUAGAAGGUGAUGCAGGGGGGAAGGGAAGCAAGGCAGGGAAGGGUGGGAGGAGAGAAGCGAAGAAAGGAUGUGGGGUAGUGAAGGAGAAGAGAGGGCGAGGGGUUAAGGGUGGUGGAGAGGCGUGCAGAGGGGAAGAGGAAGGGUAUGUUUGGGACAAGGCUGGGGCAAGAGAGACACGGACAGCAGCAGCAACAGCAGCACCGUUGGAUUCAGCAGCUGUGCAAUCCCCAUCGUUGGAUGCAGGAGCAGCGGCAGCAGGGGAGCGUGCCGGCUUCUUCCCCCCACCACCACAGCAAGCAGCACCAACAGCCAUUGCACCACUAGUGGCACCAGACGCUACAGUCACACAGACGGGUUACCACCUCCCUUCUCGCACGUCCUCUCGCUCUCUCUCCUCCGCCUCCAUUCCCCCCCAUGCCUCCACAGCCACUGCUGCUGCUGCCGCCGCUGCUGUUGCCCGCUUCCUUGCAGCAGCAGAUUCCCAGCUUCAGCAAUCCCUCUCUCCCUUCCCUGCACCUCCUGAAACCACUGGUAACCCUGUUACACAGGAGAAUGGCUAUCCGUGGUACACUCCUCACCACCCCUCUCAACCGUACUUCUACGUACCAUCCCCAUUCACACCCUAUCCCACCACUGCUCCCAACCCCCCUGGAUCUUGCUUCCCUCCCCGAGCCAUCUCCCUCGGUGCCAUCAACACCCCCCUGCACGCUCCGAACCUCUUUUUCCCAGGCUCGGACCCGAACCACGCGAACGCAGCAGCAGCUCCUGCUGCUAUAGCUGCAGGCUCGGCACCGAGCCAAGAUGCACCUGGUUUGGGCUCAGACGGCGCCCAGGGUUCAGCCCAGGGGAGUUCUCUGCCCCAUCCACCAGAAAAUGCUGCUUCCCCCCACCAGUUCCCUACACCUGCUGCUGCUGCUGCUGCUGCCUUUCCUCCUCGAAUUCGCUCCCUUACAGCCAUUGGUGCAGGCACAGAGAGAGACAGCACCACCGGUGCUGCUACUGCUGCUGCUGCUGCAGCAGCAGGGUCUGGAAUGCAGUGUAAUGGCUACAGUGGUAACCAGCAGUCCACGCAAGCGUUGCAGCAGCCAAUGAUCAUCAGCGCCUCCUCUGCUGCUGAUGCAGUGGCUGCUGCUGCUGCUUCUGCUGCCGGAUCCAGUCACUUGGAUCUGCAGCCAAGACAGCAGCUAGCACAGCAGCCACCACAGCAGAAACAGCAAGAGAAGAAAGCCAAUCAGCAGCAGCAGCAGCAGCAGCAGCAGCAGCAGCAACACCUUCAGCCUCAGCAGCAGUCAAAGCAGCCGCGGAAGUCAUGCCUCAAGAAGGGCUCAAAGCAGAGCACAGCUCCCAAGGCAUCGCCACAGGAGGCAGGUGCAGGUGCAACGGCACCAGGCAAGCCAGCAGCAGGACGUGCAGGGACAGCAGCAGCAGGAGCCAAGAACCCAGCAGCAGCACGAGGAGGUACCACAGGCAGCAGUGAGCAGGGGGCGGCAGGACAGCGGCAGUACCUGGUCCUGGAGCUGCCUCCGCCAGACUCUACCGACCCUGCCACUCAUGCUCCCGCUGCUGCUACUGCUGCUGCAGCCGCCACGGAUAGUGCUUAUGCUGCCCAUUCCGAUGCGGUGACUCUGGGGUUUGGCAGUGGAAGCAGCAGCAACGGAGAGGCCACCAGCACCCCCAGCUCUAAUGCACUGCCGCCUGGUCACAACCUCUUCCCCUUCCCUCCCUUCCAUCCCUCCUCCUACCCCCCCUCUCCCUACCAGCCUUUCAUGGACCCAUACACAGGGCUUCCCUGGGGGAUGGCUCCACCAAUGAGGGGGAGCCACGUGGCAGCUCCUGGUUUCAGUGACCACCAGCCAUGGAUGAUGCAUCCCCAGGAGAAGCAAGUCCCUUUGUCCGCUGCACAGAGCGGUUGGGGUGCUGACGGUUGGACUGGUGGUAGCACUGAAGGAUGGAGUCAGGGUGAGGGUUUGAAAGCAGGUGGUGCUGGGGCGGAGGGAUUUGAGGUGCAUACAAGGGUGGAGGGAUUUGAGGUGCAUACAGGGGUGGAGGGAUUUGAGGUGCAUGCAGGGGUGGAGGGAUUUGAGGUGCAUGACUCAGUGACGUUGCUUCCAGAUGAGAACAGCAGUGGUGAGAGCUGUCGGGUCGAGGGUGGUAAUGGUGCUGCCAGCGGUGGUGGCAGCAGCAGUAGGCGGGUGAAUAAUGGGAAUGACGUUCAUCCAAAUGUGGUGAUCAGGCAGCGGAGCACCACCCCUCCACGUCAGCACCUUGUGCACAAAAAUAGUCAUAAGUGA